Messenger RNA from Hypoxylon trugodes, 1616 nucleotides. RefSeq names its product cytochrome P450. Lineage: Eukaryota; Fungi; Ascomycota; Sordariomycetes; Xylariales; Hypoxylaceae. The coding region runs from base 152 to 1477 and encodes 441 amino acids. The record is from RefSeq and is a predicted model, not a curated record. The transcript is spliced from 3 exons. Gene Ontology annotation, molecular function: heme binding; iron ion binding; monooxygenase activity.
CUUACAAGAGACGUUUGCACUUAACAGCAUGGCAAAAUCAUCUCAAAUAUGGUCCAGUAGUCAGACAAGGCCCGAAUAAGCUCGUAUUCAGUACAAUUACAGCUACUAGAGGUAAAUCUUAACAUCUACGAAUACGAUUCUAGCCCAGCAGAUGUGGCUAAGUCAGGUGGUAGAUAUAUAUCGGACAGACCUUACUACCAAACCUAAGGCAUAUAUGACAUUGGGACCUGGACUGACCAAAUACAAUGUUCUCACUGCUCCCGACAACCAUCUACACCGAACUAGGAGGCAACUCGUCGGGCAGGCUUUAACCGACCGGUCCUUGCGAGCUUUCGAACCUACCAUGAUCAAGCAAAUCGACAUUUUCAUUCGAAAUGCCCUUAGUUCGGCGCAGAGGUCACAAUAUUUCAACAUAACAGAAGAAGCUAGGCGACUAGGACUCGAUAUCGCAGGUCUUUUAUCUUUCGGUUAUGACCUCCGUCUCCAGACAGAUGAACAACAUCGCUUCAUGCCCACAAUGCUCACAGCGGGGACAUUUUGGAGUAGCGUUUUCCUGCAAUAUCCUAACGCCCGAAAAUUCCGUUUUGGAUUGAUUGCGGUCCAAGCCUUCCGAAAGCUACAUGAGCCGUAUCUAUCCCUCAUGCAGAAGAUGAUAAGUUCCCACAUGGCGGAGGAAAAGGAGGCGAAGCACGAUCUUUUCUCGCACAUCGCCCACGCCUUUAGUGUAGACGUAGAGUCCGAUGGUCUUCGAGAUAGUGAUCUUUGGUCUGAGGCAAAUCUCUUUUUAACAGCUGCCGGUGACACGGUCAAAACCUCCAUUAGUGCCGUGUUUUUCUACUUAUCUCGCAAUGCAGACCCUUACCAGAAAUUGGCUGAUGAAAUUCGCACCACGUUCCAAAACGGGAGUGAAAUCAAUGGGCAAACGAUUGCGGGUUGUCAAUACCUACGAGCAUGUGUUGACGAAGCCUUGCGAAUGUCUCCGCCGGCCGCUGGUAUACUAUGGCGAGAGCAGGCUUCCGAAACGAGGGGUCAACCGCUUAUCGUCGACGGCCACGUCAUCCCGGAAGGUACAGUGAUCGGCGUAAAUAUAUAUUCAUUACAUCACAACGAAGAAUAUUUCCCUGAUUCGUUCACAUAUCGUCCAGAGCGUUGGGUUGAAGAGCUGGAUCCGGAGGUCAAGAAACGCAUGCGAGAAGCUUUCAUCCCCUUUUCCAUUGGCCCUCGUGGAUGCGCGGGGAAGUCAAUGGCGUAUCUAGAAACUUGCCUAGUCAUCGCCAAAUCGUUAUGGUAUUUCGAUUUCGAAGCCGCCCCGGGGAGUCUAGGAAGAGUUGGAGAGGGACAGCCAGGUAUGGAAUUGGGCAGGGAAAGAAAGGAAGAAUUUCAACUAUAUGACACUUUUACGUCAAUGCACGAAGGCCCGUAUCUAAAAUUUCAACCUCGGGGAAACUAUUGGAAAGAUUUGGCUAAGAAUGAAUAACAACGGGCGGUACUAGCACACUUAUCCGUCAGAUGGAAAUUAUCACAGCUCCGAGAACAAGCCACAUCCUCUACUAAAUUGGGUCAUAUAUCACCUUAAUUGUCUACUCGGAUUGUCGUACGGUAUCGCUAAAGCGUAA